This is a messenger RNA of Cylicocyclus nassatus, 2376 nucleotides long. The record is from the annotation of a GenBank genome assembly. Lineage: Eukaryota; Metazoa; Nematoda; Chromadorea; Rhabditida; Strongylidae.
UAACAGCACCGCAGGCAAGCAUUCCGCUCAGGACGCGCCAAAAGUAAAGGUUGUGCGCGUGCUGUUUCGGGUGGGAGGAGCGUGGCGGCUUCUAGUAUUCCCCUGCCGUCUCUGCACAUCAAUAGCGGGCGACUAGAAUUAAUGCUGUACGAGGAUCGUGCGAUGCUAUUCUGUCAAUAGUCGUCAAGGAGAUCGUCGUCUGUAUUCGUCGCAGUGUGAGGUCGUAGUUGAACGCCGUCUUCUGAAUCCGUCGCGACCCCAACACGAUGUCGGGCGCGUCGCCGCGAAAAUUCGCCGAGAAGAUCGCGAUUAUGAAUCGGAAGCAGAACGAGGAUGUGAACACAUUCGACAGCAUUAUGCGCGAGGUGCGACAGAUCACCAGCACCGAAACGCAAGCCAUUCCGUCGCCGUCGACGUCGCUGCAUCCGCCGCAGUGGAAUCAGCUCGGCGGGUCGCUUCCGAAUGUGCAUCAGAUGCCUUCCUAUCAGGAUUGGACCAGCGGUUGGCCUGAAAUCCCUUCGUCGCACGGGAGUCGUUCACCCGAACAACAUCCGAUGCACUACCAUCCGUACGGAAGAGGACCACGUUCGCCUGAUCGGGUACCGCCGUUGCACCCGCACUACGUCCCCUAUCCGAAUCCUCAGCAACUUCUUGCUGCUCCGGAAUGGAAUCAGAUAAAUCGAGCGCGUUCGGAUCCGCAAAUCAAUCAGAUUUCCAUGCCAAUGCAUAUGGUUCAGGGAAAUGGAGGUCCUAUUAUGGUACCGCAUCACAUGAUGCAAGCUGGACCCAGUGGAAUGAACAUGAUGCCAUUAGGACAACAGUGCCCGAUGCCGAAUGCACCGAAUAUGAUACCUUCACAGCCAGGAAUGGUUCCACAGUCACAAUCAGUUGGUGGGCCGCCACAAACACCCAUGCAAAACGUGAAUAUGCAGUCGCCAUUACAGUCGCCUAUGCAUUAUCAGAUGCAAAGCUAUGGGUUCCCAAAUGGCAGCCCUAUGCAGUCGCCAAUGGGUUCUCCAAUGGGUUCCAGUCUAAUGCUAGAUGAGAGGACAACACCUAUGAUGGAACUCAGUCCACCUGGCAUGCAUGACCCAUGCAGUGAGGCUGGUAGUUUACCAAACAUCCAUGGAAUGCCACAGCAGCAGCCUCCACCUUUCUAUCAUCAAACAGUCGGGCAACGCCACAGCACCGGUGGUGCACUUGUGGGCGCAACCCGUCUUGCUCCGACGACAGUGCGAACACCCGAAAGUCAGUCUGCACCAACAUCUCCAGCGAAUAAUCUUGAUCCGUCUCAACAUCUGCAGUGGCCGGGCACCCGAACAUUCUCCAACUCACCAGAGUCUUUGGACAUACCGCGUUUGGUGCUGACAAAUCCGGAAGGAACUAAUGGCCCACAUUUGGAGUGCUUCAACGAUUUAGAGCAUCUAACACUUGACACAAAUGAUAUGCAGAUGCUGUGCAAUGGUUCAGGAAACGGUAAUCCGGUGCAACAGGACAGCCGAUAUUCGUCCGAAUAGCACUUGCUUAUGGUAUGAACAAUGCUUCACACUAUGCAGUGUCUCGCGAAUUCUGUAGAUUAACACAUUUUUUCCGCCGUUCAGCUCAGUCAGCUCCAAACCUGUGACAUUCAUCGAUUUGCCUCAGAAUUUUAUAUUUUAUGUACUUUUCAUUUACCAUGGGUUAUCGCAGUUUUUUUCGUUUUUCCCCCGUCAUUUUUCACGAUUUUAAAACAGUAGUAGUAAUUAUUGGUUUUGAUUGGCUGUUUUUGUAGAUUGAUAUUCUGUGAAAGAAAUGGUGUAGUUUCUCGUUUGACGUUUGCGGCAUCAGCUAGCGAGUUAUAAAUUAUAAAACUCGUUAUGAUUUUUUUAACUUUCUCGCGUUGGUACAUUUGGCUGUGAUGUCACUAUUACAUUGUUUCAAUGCAUCAUUGAAGGUUCACAAAUGAUCCAUAUUAACCCAGUGUGUGGUAAAGGUGAUGCAAAUGAUCGCUUCCAUCGACACCAUCCCAAAGUAGAUUGCGGGCGAAUAUGCGUUAGUAAGACGUUUUUGUCGGAGUUUAGUUGAUGCGUUAGGCAUUCACGCUAGUUGUUGCGUUCCUAGCGCCAUUCUAUUGCUUGAUCACAAUUUAUCUGACGCUAACCUUGCGAGACUUUCGUAUUUACAAAGUUGUCAGUAACAUUCAGUGCUCUUUUCUUAUUUAUAUCUUAUUGCAUCGUUUAUGUGGUAUUCAUGGACUAACACAUCAACAUUAAUAGUACUUCCGGUUUUACAGAUCAAUUUUUGCUAUUGCUUGAGCCCGUACUUACCAGAUUGCAACUGUGCUAUAUUUCACUGCUUGUAAUGUAUCGUUUCCCAUGUUCUUCUCAGAUAAACUUC